UUCAUCACGAAUCCUCAGGCUUGACUUGUCCUCAGUAUGGCAGCGUGUGUGGCGGGGCUGCAGCCAGACUCGGCGGUGGUAGUGGUGGGCUCCUGCAUGACCGACCUGGUCAGCCUUACAUCACGUCUGCCCAAAACUGGAGAAACCAUCCAUGGACAUAAGUUUUUUAUUGGCUUUGGAGGAAAAGGUGCCAACCAAUGUGUCCAAGCAGCCCGGCUUGGAGCCAAGACUUCUUUAGUGUGCAAGGUUGGCAAAGAUUCUUUUGGCAGUGAUUAUAUAGAAAACUUAAAGCGGAAUGAUAUUUCUACAGAAUUUAUGUAUCAGACCAAAGAUGCUGCUACAGGAGCUGCUUCAAUAAUUGUCAAUAAUGAAGGACAGAAUAUUAUCGUCAUCGUGGCCGGAGCAAAUUUGCUGUUGAAUUCUGAUGACCUGAGGAAGGCAGCUGAUAUCAUUAGCAGAGCCAAAGUAAUUAUCUGCCAGCUAGAAAUAUCUCCAGCUACUUCUCUGGAAGCCCUAACAAUGGCCCACAAGAGUGGAGUGAAGACAGUGUUUAAUCCCGCUCCUGCCACAGCUGAUCUUGAUGCACAAUUCUAUUCCGUCUCCGAUGUGUUCUGCUGCAACGAGAGUGAGGCUGAGAUUUUAACUGGACUUAAAAUUAGCAGCCCUGCAGCUGCUGGAAAAGCUGGAUCAGUACUGAUUGAAAGGGGUUGCAAAAUAGUCAUCAUUACAUUGGGUUCUGAAGGAUGUGUAUUUGUAUCGGCUGAAGAACCUGGCCCAAAGCAUAUUCCCACACAGAAGAUCCUCAAACCUGUGGAUACUACGGGGGCUGGAGAUAGUUUUGUGGGAGCAUUGGCCUUCUAUCUGGCUUAUUAUCCUAACCUGCCUAUGGAAGAAAUGAUCAAGAGAGCCAGCUUCAUUGCAUCAGUCAGCGUCCAAACCUCAGGAACCCAGUCUUCUUUCCCUUACAAAAAGGACCUGCCACUUCAUCUGUUUUGAUUAAGAUUCUAAAGCUCCUAUGAUUGCAAUUAGUGUGUACCAGGCAGAGAAUUCAGCUACCAUGUACACUAUAACAUACUCUUCUUUACAUACAAAGGAUGGUUCACCCACCAUCCAGUGUGCCUGCUUUCUGUUAUAGUAAUGAUGACUGAUUUCUUCUUACACACAUUUGCAAAACAGCUGGCCAGGAUUAGGGGUUCAGCCUGAGGCUAUGCUAGGAUUUUGCAGGCAUCUGCAAUUUCAUCACUAUUUGAAAAACAACUCAAAGUCCAAUCCUACUGAUAAUGGGUCAGAAGCACCACACAUAUCCUAGACUCCUUUGCACACAAUCAGCACCCAAUAAAUGUUCAAUGAAUGAAUGGAAUGAACAAAUAAGUGAACAACUGUUUUGAGGUUCCUGAUUUAAAUCUAAAAAAGGAGUGGGUCCCCAGGCGUAUACCUUCCAUACUGACUUAGCAGAGAACAGCCAGUGAACAUGUUACUUGUUUGGCCCAAGGCCUAAUCAUAUACCCUUAUAACAAUUUAUCAAAAUAGUGUCUCAAAAUAACAACUCCUCUUCUGCACCUUCAGCACUAUCUGGAGCCUGUGUAGAACUUAGGAGGGGGAUCAACUCCUCAUCUCUAGUUGUCUGUCUGAACUGAAGGGCAGAUUUUAACCGCCCCUUCCCAAAGCACAGGCUGGCCUGUGGCCAGGGAAGGACUAGUACUUCUGUGACCGCUGUAACCUGCUAGGGGUUCACAGCCAUGGUGUCAUUUCUUCUCUCUCUGUGGCUAGUAAGGAGAUCUUCAUUCUCAGAGAUGCAAACCAAGCUGGUUCUCAGAGGGAGCUGUUCCUUUUUGAUUCCCAUUCCCAUAGAAAUGUCCUUAUGAUAGCCAGGCAUUUGGGAAAAGGAGAUCUCUAAGAAAUGGGCAAGAAGAAUUGGAGAUGCUUCUUGGAAAAGGGUAGGGUUCCUCAAAGGGACGGGAAUCUACAAGUAGAUAGGACCUCAAACCUCAGCUAACAUAUACUCAACAGGAAACAGGGUCACAGAGUGUUAAAAGCUGAAAUGGACUUCAGUGAUAUACUGAUCCAACUGCCUCAUUUUACACUGGCAAAGGGAACUGCCCAAGUUCACGAAGCUGUAGGGGGCGGUCGUCUUGAAGCCAUAUCUUCUAACUCUUAAGCCCAAUGAUCUUUCAUUGCACUAUGAUGGCUUCUAGCCCUGGUGCUGCCAGCUAACCAGCUGUGUGACCACAGGCAACUUUGCAAACUCCUAGGAUUUGGACUUAAAAUCCAAAGUUUCUUUCACUUCUAAAAUUCUAUGAUGCUAAGCUAGUUGCUGCAACCAUGUGGAGGCACUAGACCGUCUUCCCUCUACUAUAGUAAAUCCUUACAAAGCUUCUGAAAAUUUUUUAAAAAACAGCUCAUCCUCCCAAGCUUGAGGAUCUCUAAGGUAGAAGUACGAGUAACACUAUAUGCACUAAAAAAUAUAGACUUUAGAUGCCUGGGACAAGAAAGUGGACCAAAUGCAAGUUUUUUUAAUUAUUUAAACACCAAGUGGGUUCUCUAGGGUUUCUUGGUAUUCUAAACCCUCCAGGUGGAGGUUCCCUACUUUUCCUUUUCAUUUCUGCCUCUACUGAGGCACUUGUUUCAUGAUCAUACUUGCUCUUCUCUGGAGUAAGAAGGGCUAUAAAUCCUUGUGCCAGAAGUACUGUUAUGGAAAGUUUUCAUUUCUUGUUAUUAUAUGAAACAAUGGUCAUUUUUAAAAAAUCAACCAUACUGUUAAAAAUCAGUGGAAAAAAAUCACUAAGAGACAAUAGUAUUAGCUAUUUUAAUAUUUUUUAUUGAAGUCUGUAAAAAUAACCAGAAAGAUAAAUAAAUGUUGAUGCAAUGAUCUGUGUCCUAAA
Messenger RNA from Gracilinanus agilis (Agile Gracile Mouse Opossum), 2882 nucleotides. RefSeq names its product ribokinase (gene RBKS). Gene Ontology annotation, biological process: D-ribose metabolic process. The transcript has 8 exons. The coding region runs from base 37 to 996 and encodes 319 amino acids. The record is from RefSeq and is a predicted model, not a curated record. Gene Ontology annotation, molecular function: ribokinase activity. NCBI's taxonomy places the organism in Eukaryota, Metazoa, Chordata, Mammalia, Didelphimorphia, Didelphidae.